AUGCCUAUUUGUUUUAUAUGUAAACAAUGGUUGUCAUCAAUUAAAAAUUUAAAUAAACAUUUUCAAUUUAAACAUUCAACACAUGACUUUUCUAUGUACACGUGUGUUGAAAAUGAUUGUAAUCGUUCUUUUCAUUUACUUAACUCUUUUAAAAAACAUUUAUCUACUCAUAUGAGUGAAACUCUAUCUCAUGAUAGUACUUCACCUUUAAUCAGUAAUACAUCGACGGUUGUAAAUAAUUGUACUUCAGUUUCUGAUUUUAUACUCCCAGUUAAUAAUUCCAACCCUCCAGCUUCGGUUACUGUUACAUGUUUUGAUAACCAAUCAAUUAUAGAAACUCAAUAUAGUAAUCUUAUAGCAUCAUUAUAUUCUAAUCCUCAAGUUCCUCGAAAUGUUGUACAAAGUGUAGUUGAAGGUGUUAAUGGUAUUGUGGGAGGUAUAAAAAACUCCUUGAUAAAUACUACUUCACAAUUACUCACAGAUGACAGUAUUUCUACUAACAUUUUUGAAAGCUUAAAUUUAAAAAUAAAUAAUAUUGAUAACAAUUUUACAUGUUUUAACUCUGAAUACAAACGUAUGAAAUAUUACACUGAUCUAGGCACAUUUAUUUUGCCACAAGAAAUUACUAUAGGAGAACGAUUAAAUGAAAAUAGAAAUAGAAAUAGUUUUACUAUUACUCCCACUAAUUGCACAGAACAGUUAGUUCCUCUACGCAAAGUUUUAAAAAAGUUUUUGGAAUUAAAAAAUGUAUUAUUAGACACUUUGGAGUAUAUGAAUAAAAUUAAAACUUAUGACACGAUUAUUGUUAAUUUUAUUCAGGGUAGUAUUUGGAAAAAAAAAAUGAAUAAUAAUAUAAAUCAACUUAUUUUACCAAUUUUUUUAUAUUUCGACGACUAUGAGGUGGGAAAUCCUUUAGGAAGUAAAUCUGGUGUACAUAAACUAGGGGCUGUUUAUUUGACUCUUCCCACAAUACCUAGCCAUCAACAAUCUUCUCUUAAAAAUAUAUUUUUGGCUUUAUUAUUCCAUUCAAGUGAUAGGUCGAAGUUUGGUAAUAAUAUAAUAUUCAAACCACUUAUUGACGAGCUAAAUUUUUUGAGAGAUAGUGGUAUUGAUAUUGAAAUUCCAAUGUUUAAAGGAAAUAUUAAGUUUGAGUUGGCAAUUAUUUUAGGAGAUAAUUUGGGCAUACAUAGUAUUACAGGAUUUGUAGAGAGUUUUUCAGCUAAUUAUCCAUGUCGUAUAUGUAAAGUUAGAAAAGAAGUCUUAAAAAAUCAAUGCUAUGCUAAUGAAUCUCUGACGAGGAGUGUAGAACAAUAUAAUUUAGAUGUGUUAGAAGGAGAUAUUAGUAAUAGUGGGAUUUCAGAAUCUUGCGUUUGGCAUGAUGUCCGAGGUUUUCAAGUUUUGGAUCAAACAGGGGUUGAUAUAAUGCAUGAUUUCCUCGAAGGUGUUUGUAAAUAUGAUUUAUCUUUUUUAAUCUCGAAUUAUGUACUUGAAUUAAAAAUGUUUUCUUUACAAGUACUUAACGAAAGAAUAUUAUUUUUUGAUUUUGGCCCAGAUAAAGGGAGCAAGCCAUCUGUGUUAAAUAUGGACCAUAUUAAAAAAUCAACAGUUAAACUUUCUGCUUCAGAGAUGAUGUCUUUUGUCAGAUAUUUUGGUUUAAUAAUAGGUGAUUUUAUUCCUCAAAAUGAUCCUGUGUGGGAACUUUAUAUUUUGAUGAGAAAAAUUUUUGAUAUACUAAUUUCAACUUCAUUUCAAAAAGGUUGCUCUGAACUCCUCCAAACACUUGUAGCAGAGCAUAAUGAAUUAUAUAUUAAGUAUAGUAAAUCUCAUCUAAAACCAAAAUUUCAUUAUUUAUUACAUUAUCAUUCUAUGAUGGACAAAUUUGGUCCUUUAAUUUUGUUAUGGUCUAUGAGGUUUGAAGCAAAGCAUCGCAUGUCUAAAGUAGCUGCAAACACUUCAAGUAAUCGUCGCAAUAUUUGCAAAACUCUUGCUAUUCGGCAUCAAUUACAGCUGAAUGGCAUAUUUAUUAAAGGAUCACUAGGUGAUGAAAUUGAAUUUGGCCCUUCUAUUGAAAUUAAUAAUGUUGACAGUAUUAUUAAUGAAAUCAAUAAAUGUAAUAAUAUCAAUACAACAAGUUCAUUAAUUAAAUAUGCAUGGAUUACUAUAAAAGGUUCUAAAUAUCAACCUAAAAUGGUAUUAACAUUAGAUAUUCAUGAAAAUCAUCACCCCAAGUUUGGUUUAAUAAAUUCUAUUUUUAUUUGUAAUGAUAAGAUAAUCUUAUUUCAAUGUUCACAACUUAACACCACAGAAUUUAAUGAACAUUUUUUUUCGUUUGAAGUUAGUGAAGAAAAUGGUCCUACAAUUUUUAUUUCAUAUGAUUCAUUACCAUCAUUUGUACCUAACAAUAUAAAUGUCAUAUCAAAUGGUAAAAGAUAUAUAACUGUUCGAGGUGGCCUUUAA
Molecule: messenger RNA, 2457 nt
Organism: Macrosiphum euphorbiae (potato aphid)
Lineage: Eukaryota; Metazoa; Arthropoda; Insecta; Hemiptera; Aphididae
Source: the annotation of a GenBank genome assembly